CAUUUGGGCGCUGUGGCUUCGGAGAGCGAUAUUUGUAGUCGUGUAGGCACGAGUUUGCUGGAGUUGGGGGGGAAUGCUGCGGAUGCUAUGGUUGGUACGGUGGCUUGCGUUGGGGUUGUGGGCAUGUAUCACUCGGGUAUCGGCGGCGGGGGCUUCAUGCUCGUCCGCUCUCCCAACGGGACAUAUGAGUUCAUCGACUUCCGCGAAACAGCCCCCGCAGCGGCAUUCGAGGAUAUGUACAAGAACAAUGAGCAAGCAUCCAUCACCGGCGGUCUUGCAUCCGGAGUCCCUGGCGAACUCCGCGGCCUCGAAUACCUCCAUUCCCGUUACGGGAAACUACCCUGGUACACUGUGCUUUCUCCAGCUGUCAAAAUUGCACGUCAAGGUUGGAGGGUCAACGAGGAUCUUGUCAAGUACAUCAAACAAGCCACGAACAACGUCCCCGAGACGAAUGAAACGCACUUCCUUGUUCACGAUCCGGAAUGGGCAAAGGACUUUGCGCCCCAUGGAACGCUGCUGAAGCUCAAUGAAACGAUUACGAGGAAGAGAUAUGCAGAGACGCUAGACACGAUUGCACGUGAAGGAGCUGAUGCAUUCUACGAGGGCCCAAUUGCUGAGGCGACUAUCAAGGCUUUGCAGGCGAAUAACGGAACCAUGACUCUGGAAGACUUGAAGAACUACACAGUGGCCAUCCGGAAGCCUUCGACGAUCAAGUACCGAGACUACAAGCUCACCAGCUGUAGUGCACCCAGCGGAGGGAAUGUGGCUCUGGCAGCGUUGAAGAUCAUGGAAGGGUACUCCGGGGUGGGAGAUCCGGAGCAGAUCAACAUUACGACACAUCGACUCGACGAAGCAAUGAGAUUUGCCUACGGCCAGCGUACUCAGCUCGGAGAUCCACUUUUCCUCGAGGGCAUUGACAAAUUCCAGAACCAGAUGAUCUCGGAGGAGACAGCGAAAGAGAUCAGAAGGAAGAUCAGCGACACGGCCACUUUCGACGUGAGCUACUACGACCCUGAGGGCCUGGAGAGUCUCGAUACCCCCGGAACGAGCCAUGUGGUCACAGCGGAUUAUACCGGUCUGGCGAUCUCGCUGACUACAACGGUCAAUCUCCUGUUCGGGAGCAAGCUCAUAGUCCCUGAGACGGGUAUUAUCAUGAACAACGAGAUGAAUGACUUCAGCAUCCCAAACACAACCAACGCCUUCGGUUACAUCCCCAGUCCCGCCAACUUCAUCCGCCCCGGAAAACGCCCCCUCAGCUCCAUCUCCCCGGUCAUAGUCGAGCACCCCACGCGCUCCAACCGCACCCUCCUCAACACCUUCUACGUCGCCAUCGGCGCCGCUGGCGGUUCCCGCAUCAUCACCUCCACAAUCCAAAACCUCCUGCACAUUCUCGACGGCCAUCUCACCGUGCCGGAAGCGCUGGCCAAGCCGAGAAUCCACGACCAGUUGGUUCCGGCGCAGGUGAGCUUCGAAUACGGAUUUGACAAUGGGACGACUGCCUUUUUGAAGGAGCUGGGGAGUAAUGUUACGUGGGUUGCGCCGGGCCAGAGUACGGCGCAGGGGCUGAGAAGGUUGAGGAAUGGGACGUUUGAGGCAGCAGGGGAGCCGAGGCAGAAGAAUAGUGGUGGGUUUGUGGUGUAGAGUGUGAGAGAGGGCGAAGUUUGACGAAAAUGGCUACGGUGAUUUCCAGGUCAGGGAUAUCAAAUAUACCAGUCCUGGCUUGUAAGGGAUAGUAAUAUCAACAGCUUUACAAAGCAUGAACGACUUCUUCACCAUGCUGAGAAGACACUUCUACACCCCAAAGCCCAAAUAAACAAAGGAUAGUAACUAUGUGGACUUCGUGC
Messenger RNA from Westerdykella ornata, 1844 nucleotides. Its product is annotated as gamma-glutamyltranspeptidase-like protein. Gene Ontology annotation, biological process: glutathione catabolic process. Lineage: Eukaryota; Fungi; Ascomycota; Dothideomycetes; Pleosporales; Sporormiaceae. The transcript is spliced from 3 exons. The record is from RefSeq and is a predicted model, not a curated record. Gene Ontology annotation, cellular component: plasma membrane. The coding region runs from base 124 to 1641 and encodes 505 amino acids. Gene Ontology annotation, molecular function: glutathione gamma-glutamate hydrolase.